Closterium sp. Naga37s-1 is the source of this 522-nucleotide messenger RNA. NCBI's taxonomy places the organism in Eukaryota, Viridiplantae, Streptophyta, Zygnematophyceae, Desmidiales, Closteriaceae. The record is from the annotation of a GenBank genome assembly.
AUGGAGCUGCGGCUCGUGAGCGGCGUGUUGAAGAUGCAGGUGGAGGAGAUGGCGGGCGGAGUGGGGGAGCACGUGGCGGCGUUGGAGGCGAAGCUAAGGGGGCAAGGCGACGCCAUGGCUGCCAUGCAGCGCGACAUGGCCAACAUGCGCCGCGCCAUGGCUCAGCUCAAGGGGAUGGCUGCGACGGUGAAGGAGGUGAAGCUGCAGGUGGAAGCGGCGAGGGGGGAGGCGGGGGACACAGCGAGUGAGAUGCGCGGGGAUGUGGGCGCGCUGAAGGCGGAACUUGCGCGAUGGAGGGCUGCGGCGGAGCGGCAGGCGGCGGAGGUGGCGUAUGUGACGGUGACGGUGGCGCACUUGGAGGCGCGCAUCAACGACGUCGAGCUCGCGCUCGCCGCGCUCGAGGACGGUGGCGCGGGGAGGAGCCGCACCGAGCGCAGGGCGGCGGGCAGCGGGGGGGAGCAUGAGGGGCCUGAGAGGCAACAUGAGGGGAAGAAGCGGAAGCGGGAGGCGGCGGGGAAAUAG